AAUUCCACUAGUAGUUUCCUUAAGCAGGCAGAGACUGAGAUCUCUCCUAUUUCUUCAUCAAUGGCGUUUUUCUCCUCCUCUUCUUCAUCGUCUCCGGCGAUGCAAAAAGGUAUCUUUGUGUCCAUGCCGGUACUCGUACUCACCGUUUCGUUUGCAGCUGCUGUCAUCUUCCUCCUCUCGUCUUCUUUAUCGUCUUGCUCCUGUCCUGAAUCUUUAUCUUCUUCCCGGAACGACGCUGUUGAAGCUUCUGUCGGUGGAAGCGGCGGUGAUUUGAGAUUUGAGGAGAGGAUAUCUCCGACGCAUGAGGAUAUUGAGUGGGUUAGAGAUCUGAUUAGAUCCAACGGUUUGCAUAUGCAGAAGAAUGAGCUUCGAAAAGGGAUUAAUCCUCGCACUAGAGAUCAACAACUCGCAGAUCUGAAACAGUACAAGGGUAUAUCUCAUUAUGAAGGAGAUGAAGCAAACAACCACACAGCUCUUCCAUGUCCUGGUGAGUUACUAGUUGAGCAGCAUCACAGCAACUAUGGUGAACCUUGGGCAGGUGGGCGCGAUGUAUUCGAGUUCUUGGCUGAAUCAUCCAGUCUUAAACCAAACUCUCGUGUUUUAGAAAUUGGAUGUGGCACGUUACGUGUGGGUUUGCAUUUCAUCCGCUAUCUCAAUCCCCAACAUUUUCACUGCCUUGAAAAGGACGAACUUUCUCUAAUGGCUGCUUUAAGGUACGAGCUUCCAUCUCAAGGACUUCUACAUAAACGACCUCUUAUAGUCAGAGGCGAUGAUAUGGAAUUCAGCAAGUUUGGUUCAGAUACAACCUAUGAUCUGAUAUACGCAAGUGCAGUCUUUCUCCACAUGCCUGAUAAACUCGUGUGGACUGGACUCGAAAGACUAGUAGACAAGUUAAAGCCUUACGACGGGAGAAUCUUCGUGUCACAUAACGUAAAGUUUUGUUCGCGGUUAGGACAAGACAAGUGUUCGCAGAAGCUAGCAAGUUUAGGACUUGAGUAUCUUGGAAAACAAACACAUGAUAGCUUGCUGUUUAAUCACUACGAGAUCUGGUUCGGGUUUAGACGGUUCAAAACAUAAAGCCGGUUGAAGUAUUAUUCUGAGUGUAUUUCGGUUUUCUCUACACGCCAUUGCUCUCCAUUGUCGACUUUAAGGAGAUUUAGAGGUUGUUUUGGUGAACAAAGGGAAAGACUCUCUACAAAAGCUGUGAAUUAGAAAGAUUGUUCUGUAUCAGGUUAAUUUAAUUUUUGUGUUUGUGGUCAGAGAUACAUGUAUUGUUUAUAUACGGUAGUGGCCAAAUGAUAUAAGAGAUGAGGCUAGAUUCUUUUGUUUGUAACCAAAGACAAAUUCUUUUUUCAGAUUUUGUAAGUUGUUACCACUUGUUUGUUUUUCAGUAAUUUGAUAUAAAAUGUCAACAAUAAU
Arabidopsis arenosa is the source of this 1419-nucleotide messenger RNA. NCBI's taxonomy places the organism in Eukaryota, Viridiplantae, Streptophyta, Magnoliopsida, Brassicales, Brassicaceae. The record is from the annotation of a GenBank genome assembly.